Messenger RNA from Triticum urartu, 1409 nucleotides. Its product is annotated as AT-hook motif nuclear-localized protein 20. The record is from RefSeq and is a predicted model, not a curated record. Gene Ontology annotation, molecular function: minor groove of adenine-thymine-rich DNA binding; DNA-binding transcription factor activity. NCBI's taxonomy places the organism in Eukaryota, Viridiplantae, Streptophyta, Magnoliopsida, Poales, Poaceae. Gene Ontology annotation, cellular component: nucleus.
UAGAAGUACUAGUAUAGUCAGGGUCAGGCAGCGGUAGGGCAGCUCCCUCCCCUUCUAUAUUCUCCAAUCAACGCCCAGAGAAAAAGGAGCCAGGAAAAGCAGCCGCGAGGUAGAGGAAAGGAAGAAACAUCAACUCCACCUCCACUCAGAGCAGUGCUCUCCUCUCCUCUAACGGUGAGAGAGAGGAUCGGAGAGAUGGCGUGGUGGGCAGGGAGCAUGGGCGGCCUGGAUCUCCGCAACCACCUGGCGCAGUUCGGCGGCCCAGCCCCUGCCGGCGGCGCUGCCAUGGGCGGCGCCGAGCAGGCCCCCACCACACCAAACAGCAGCGGGAGCAACAACCACGACGACUCCUCCGGCGCAGCGCAGGACUCCCCCACCGCCGGCGCCGGCGACAACUCCCCUAACCCCAACGCCGCCAUCUCGGGCUCAGGCCCAUCCGGCGGAGGCAGCGGCGGCGGGGGGUCGUCGUCGGGGCGGCGGCCGCGGGGCAGGCCCGCGGGGUCCAAGAACAAGCCCAAGCCGCCCAUCAUCAUCACGCGGGAGAGCCCCAACACGCUGCGCUCCCACGUGCUGGAGAUCGCCAGCGGCGCCGACAUCAUGGACGCCGUCGCCACAUUCGCGCGCCGGAGGCAGCGCGGCGUCUCCGUGCUCUCCGGCAGCGGCGUCGUCGGCAACGUCACCCUGCGCCAGCCCGCCGCCCCGCCCGGCUCCGUCGUCACGCUCCACGGCCGCUUCGAGAUCCUCUCCCUCUCCGGCGCCUUCCUCCCGUCGCCCUGCCCGCCUGGGGCCACCGGCCUCGCCGUCUACCUCGCCGGCGGGCAGGGCCAGGUCGUGGGGGGCACAGUCAUCGGGGAGCUCGUCGCGUCCGGGCCCGUCAUGGUCGUCGCGGCUACCUUCUCCAACGCCACCUACGAGCGCCUCCCGCUCGCCGAUGAAGAGCUUGGCGAGGCGGCCGCGGCGGCCACCGGAUCCGACGGCAUGCAGCUGCCGGACGGGCCGGCUCCGGGAGGAAACGGCGGGAUGGGUGCGGCCGUCGGCGUGCCCGGACUGCCAGACCCGUCGUCGAUGCCAUUCUACAACCUGCCGCCCAACCUGCAGAUGCCUAAUGGCGGCGGUCAGAUGGCGCACGAUGUGUUUGGUUCCUUCCGGCCGCCACCGCCGGCCUUCUAGCUCUAGCUAGCUAGCGAGCGAGGUGUUUCGACUCUCGAUCCCCCUCUUUUUCUUCUUGUUCCUUUCUUCUUUCUUUCCAGCUUCAAUGCUUCAUUCACAUAUCAGUGUUGUCAUCUCCCUGUUUUGUUUUAGGUGUUGCUAUACUGUUUAAUUACUAUAGUUAGAUUUGAUUGUUUGCCAGUGCGCUUAAUUACUACAGUAGCUCAUGGAUGAAUCAAGGAGAAACUGCAAUUUGGUCU